UUCUUAAUACCCGCGUUUGCUAUACAUGUAGUUCGCCGAAGCUGGACAGUGUUGUCGGCACUCGGCAGUGUGUCGCUCGUAAAUACUCUUCAAGGAGAAGUCAUCGUUCUCAAAUUUCGGAAAGCCAGUGCUAGCGAAACGACACCAGGCUCAUCGGAAUCGCAUUGCUCCUUUCACGGCGCACAACAGGAACCAACGACAGCAACUGCAAGCGAAAACCACAGACAGAAAUGCAGACGAAUGCAGGACUGGGGAGAUACAGUGCUGGGAUGCAGGGUCUGCACGAGGAAAUCGAAGCCUUCCACGCCAAAAUUCAUGCGGACGGUAAAGAAAUGAGCAAUCGCCGAGCUGCUAUCCAGUGCAUCACCCGCAUCAUUACGGCGGAGUUUCCUGGCGUGAGAGUGGAGUAUUUUGGCAGCACACUCACGGGCUUGCUGCUGCCUGCCAGCGAUAUUGACGUGGUGGUCGUGGUGGACAGUCACAGCGGCCCUGCUGCAUGGUUACGCGGUUGCUUCGCGGCGCUGCGACGACAUUCGGAAGUGAGAUUCACCGAGGUAGUGACUCACGCUAAAGUUCCUCUGCUGAAGCUCGUGGAUGUGGCCACGGGAAUGAAACUGGAUCUAUCGUGCGCAUCCAUGUCCAAUAAUAAUCCACCCCAAGGCGUGGCGAACUCCAAUUGGAUCAUUUCCGCAAUCAGUCGCUAUCCGCUGCUACCGAAACUUGUCAUCGUCGUGAAGGAUCUCCACGAAGUCUACCGCAGGGGAGUCAGCUCCUACACAGUCAAUCUGAUGGCCAUCAGUUUCUUCCAGCACCAGGCCACGGGUAGCAACCUGGGUUCCUUACUGCUCCAGUUCUUCCAGUACUACGGCAAAGAUUUUGAUUUCGAUAAGCAGGCCAUCAUCGUGACCGGAAACGGUGCGAUCAUCUCAAAGUCGGAUAUGAAGCGCCGAUUGGGCUUUGUAGAGAUGAGCACUUCCCUGAGCAUCCAGGAUCCGGUUGAGGUAGCUCGAGACGCCGCCGCCCCGUCGCACCGCGGUAUGGAAGCAUUAAAGAGGGCGUUUCGCGAAGCACACGAUGCGUUGCAGCGGGCGGUGGACCGCUCGACGCAAGCUGGGGAUUCAGUGAGCUUCCUGGAGGUGAUCUUCGACUAUAACAAGCGUUCGUGUUAUUUGCGCUAA
Molecule: messenger RNA, 1178 nt
Organism: Paramacrobiotus metropolitanus
Lineage: Eukaryota; Metazoa; Tardigrada; Eutardigrada; Parachela; Macrobiotidae
Product: terminal nucleotidyltransferase 4A-like
Exons: 3
Coding region: 231-1178 (315 amino acids)
Biological process (GO): RNA 3'-end processing
Cellular component (GO): TRAMP complex; nucleolus
Molecular function (GO): mRNA binding; poly(A) RNA polymerase activity
Source: RefSeq, a predicted model, not a curated record